AUGAUUCCAUGUACCGAUCCGAGCUCGCAUAAAGUUCCGAGUGGUCCAAUUUGGGUACUUCAGAUGUGGUUAACCAUGUAUUUUCCAGAAUUAAUGCAAAUUACAGACCGUGUUGAAGGUUCAUGUCAUGGAUUUACCUUUCUACAAUGCCGACCGCUCAUGUCUACUAUCGAUCAGAUCAUCAGCUUCUUCUCUGACACGGACAGCCGAUCUCCGGAGCUGUUUUGCCCAUUACUGACGUUUCCUCCUUUGUGGCUCGGAUAUGGAUUCAGAACUGAUCUUCGCGUAGUAAAUCAAGAUAAAAAGAAUUCUUGGUGGGUCAAUUGGAUGAGUGCAUUUCGAGCAAGGAAUUUGUUUCUUGGACUCACGUACUUGUCUAGUGGUUGUGAGGGAUAUUUUGAGCACUACUAUGCUCGUCAGUUCGGUCGGCCUCAAGGCUUGCCUUGCCCACUUCAAAUUGAUUGGAAUCUACGAGAUCAUUCCAGACCGAAACUAGCGAAUAUGAUCGACAUCCAAGAGUUGUUUUUGUUGAAUAAACAAUAUCUCGUUCAGUGCAAGGCUAUCCCGUACCCUGAGAGCCAACCCCUAGCCGAUCCUUCAUUCGACUCUUGGUGGAAAGAUUUUAUUAACCGAUAUUUCAUCCAUUCGGCUGAAGAAGUGUUGGCUCGCCAUGACUUUUAUCUUCCUCCCAUUAAACGAAAAGCUUCUCACGAAGAUGUUUUUCUUUUGCAGGGCGAUCCAUCCAAGAAAGCGAAAGCUACCGAGACCAUUAAGAACAAAUCUCUCGCGACGAGAUCGACUUCGGAAGCAACCUCACAACCCAAGAAACGUCCGAUUCACACUGGUGGUAAACCAAAGAAGGCGGCCGUGAAACCGAAAGCUCUCAAGACCGUUGCUAACGCCACUCCUCAUUUGAUCGACGAAGAUGAUAUACCGUUUGAUUUCGGUUCUCCUUCUGACCGUCCAACCAUCCCAAUUCCCGUCGUGCGCAAUUUGAUUGAGGAAGAUGACUUGCUGCCGAUUGACGGUUCGUUUCCUAUCCGGCCUGCUUCUGAACCGCAGCAACAAAAGAGCAAUCGGACCAAGAUCACCAUUCGCACUCGCACUUCGUCGUCGACCAACACCAUCAACCGAUCUCCCACUGUGCCGAUCAUUCCAAGUCAUCCUUCAUCUGCUGCUUCGGCGCAAGUGAAGACAGCUCUUGAAGAAUUGGAUGAUAUCCUAAAUUCUGACGUCGAGAAAGAAACUUCGUUACAAGAAGACGACCUCACUUCUGAUUGUAGUGAUCAAUCCGGUGAGCCUGAUGACUCUCUCCUUCUACUUGAUGCCAAAAUUGAAGUGAUCCGUCGUUUGAAGCCAAAAGGAUUGAAUGUUUUUGAGAAUGAUUAA
Mercurialis annua (annual mercury) is the source of this 1389-nucleotide messenger RNA. RefSeq lists its product as uncharacterized. Bases 1 to 1389 code for a protein of 462 amino acids. The record is from RefSeq and is a predicted model, not a curated record. The transcript has 3 exons. Lineage: Eukaryota; Viridiplantae; Streptophyta; Magnoliopsida; Malpighiales; Euphorbiaceae.